AUGUGGUUGCACUGCGGUGUAUGCUGCGGUCUGCGGCCUCAUUUCAAUUGGGUGAUCGGCACGUGCGAGGAGACGCAGGGCACCGGCCAAUUUUGUUGGAACCUGCCAGAUUGCGUGCUCAACGGCUCCCCCAAGAUCAACUAUGUGGCCGCUUACCAAUUUGACGGUGAGGAAUUUGUGCUGCUGGACGAUUCCACUGCAGGGGAACUCAACUUCGCAGGCGUGCACGGCAACUUUUGGAGGGGCAGAGGUUUCACUGCACACAAUGCAUCGUUCCGAUGGCGUGGCGGUGAUUGGACAACAAAGUAUGCGCCUUGGGCGCGGGGAGUUGGGAGCGCUGGCCCACGCGGCGUAACGCCACCUGCUGGGCUGUGGAUAUUGAGCGCCGAGAAUUUUUAUUACGGUGCCUUCUACAUGCUUUCGCAGCUGGGGUUGAACCUCGAGGGACAAGGACAGCCCACCGGCACGAAUUGCUGGAUGUGGGAGCUCGAUCCCGUGGAGGCUUGA
This is a messenger RNA of Symbiodinium pilosum, 507 nucleotides long. Lineage: Eukaryota; Dinophyceae; Suessiales; Symbiodiniaceae. The record is from the annotation of a GenBank genome assembly.